ACCUUGUAAAUGAGAGAGUGUAUUUCGAUCCAAAUCGGUCAGGCCGGUAUCCAGGUCGGAAAUGCCUGCUGGGAACUUUACUGUCUCGAACAUGGCAUUCAGCCUGAUGGGAAGCUGACUGUCGACGGAGGAGAAAUCGCCUUUGGCAGCUUUUUCAGCGAAACUGUAACUGGAAAACACUUUCCACGCGUCGUAUUCCUUGAUCUUGAACCCACCGCCAUUGACGAUGUCAGGACUGGUGCCUACCGUGAACUCUUCCAACCCGACCAAUUCAUCACCGCCAAUGAAGGUGCCACCAACAGUUUUGCACGUGGUCGUACCAUUGGGAAACAGAUUAUUGAUCUAUGCUUGGACAGAAUCAGAAAGAUAGCAGAUAAUUGCGAUGAUCUACAAGGUCUCUUAUUGUUCAAUGCCGUGGGUGGCGGCACAGGCUCUGGUUUGGGUUCGCUUCUUCUGGAGCAUCUGUCUGCUGAAUACGGGAAAAAAAUCAAGCUUGGCAUGGCCGUAUAUCCAUCUCCCCAUGUUUCAACCUCUGUCCUAGAACCCUACAACACCGUCCUUUCAACCAGUGUUCUCCUUGAACAUACUGAUAUGGCAGUGCUUCUCGACAAUGAAUCCGUCUAUGAUAUUUGCAAGCGCUCCCUUGAUAUCCUGCGACCCACUUACAACAACCUUAAUUGUCUUAUCUCUCAGGUUAUUUCAUCCCUCACUACCUCUUUGAGGUUUGAUGCAUCAGUGAAUGUUGAUCUCAAUGAGCUUCAAACCAAUUUGGUUCAUUUUCAUACGACCCAUUUCAUGCUUACCUCAUAUGCCCCUUUCAUUUCUGCCAACAAACCUUACCAUGACCAGCAUUCUUCUGCUGAGAUCACCAAUAGUGUUUUUAACCCUUCUUCCUUGAUGGUUAGGUGCAACCCUCGAUAUGGAAAAUACUUGGGUUGUUGUUUGAUGUAUCAUGGUGAUAUUGUGCCUAAGGACGUGGUUUCUGCAAUAGCCACCAUUAAGAGAAAUGAAACCAUUCAAUUUGUGGAUUGGUGUGCCGCUAAGUUCAAGGUAGGUAUCAAUUAUUAUCCUCGAACUGUUGUUCCUGGUGGUGAUCUUGCCAAGGUGCAGAGGGCUGUAGGAAUGAUCUCUAACUCUACCAGUGUUGCUCAAGUGUUUUCCAGAAUUGACCAUAAGUUCGAUCUUAUGUAUGCCAAGCGUGCUUUUGUGCACUGGUAUGUGUGUGAGGGUAUGGAAGAAGGUGAGUUAUCACAGGCUCGUGAGGAUCUUGCUGCUCUCGAGGAGGAGUAUGAGGACUUUGCGCCCUACUCUAAUGAUACUUGGGAAGUUGAAAGUGAUGACUCCGAGGAGUUUGAUCUUAUGUCUAGCAAUAAGCGUGCUUUUGUGCACUGGUAUUUGACCGAGGGUAUGGAAGGAGGCUCGUUAGAAUCUUGCUUCUCUCGAGAAGGAUUAUGA
This is a messenger RNA of Medicago truncatula (barrel medic), 1455 nucleotides long. RefSeq names its product tubulin alpha-2 chain. The record is from RefSeq and is a predicted model, not a curated record. The transcript is spliced from 4 exons. Gene Ontology annotation, cellular component: microtubule. Gene Ontology annotation, biological process: microtubule-based process. Gene Ontology annotation, molecular function: structural constituent of cytoskeleton; GTP binding. Lineage: Eukaryota; Viridiplantae; Streptophyta; Magnoliopsida; Fabales; Fabaceae. Bases 10 to 1455 code for a protein of 481 amino acids.